This is a messenger RNA of Effrenium voratum, 5343 nucleotides long. NCBI's taxonomy places the organism in Eukaryota, Dinophyceae, Suessiales, Symbiodiniaceae. The record is from the annotation of a GenBank genome assembly.
AUGUUCAGCCGCUUCAGCAGCAAGCCCAAAGCCCCGCCGCCCCCACCAGCGGACGCCCCGCCUUUGCCGCCCCCAGCCGACCCACCGCCGCCUGGCGCGACCAUCGCCGCGCCUGCAGUGCCUGGCGCGGCCUUCGGGGCCUUUGAGGAGCCGCCCGAGGCGCCGCCAAUCGCUUCCCCCGAGGCGCCGCCGGAGCCGCCAGCGCCCAAAGCGCCCGAGGCGCCGAAGGCCAAAGCGUCUGGCGGAUGGUUCAGCUCACUUUUUGUCUCAAAACCCAAAGCACCCAGCCCGCCGCCGGUGCCCAGCCCGCCUGGUCCACCGGCCCCGGCGACGGAGCCGGCACCAGCGCCAGCCCCGGCGAUCGCAGGAGCUGCAGCACCUGCGACGGUACCAGCUCUGGCACCUCCAACGAGGACAUUUCCCCCCGCAACCACACUGCCCCCACCGAGCGCCUUGCCUCCUCCAACCACCUUACCCCCGCCCACACUGCCGCCACCAGCCACCUCACCGGCACCCGCGGCGCAGCCGGCCACAGCUCCCGCUGCAGCCACGGCGCCGGCGCUGGCAGCACCUGCGGCGCCUGCGGCUCCAGCGGCGCUGGCGCAGCCGCAGCCAACAGGCCCGCCACUGGGCACUCUACCGCCGCCCCUGCGGCGCCCCGCGCCGAAUCCGCGGCGGCCGCCGCAGAUGCGGCCGCAGGACUUGGAGGAUGCGGUGCAGAGUUGGCUGUCAACGUGGCAGGACUGCCGCCCGCUCGGCAAAAGCCCAGAAGUCGCGGGCUCGUGCGGCCAAGAGCAGUCCCGGCUCUUCGUUCUGCGCGUCACCUGUGUCGGGGAGGCAGAGGUACCUAUCGCAGCCUCCGGGACACUGCAGAGGCAAGCUUUGGCGCGCCUGGCGCGCGCGGCAGAAGAGGAGAUUCCUGAGGCUUUGGGACUUCACGUGCGCCUGUCCUUCCUCUACACGCCUUUAGGGGGCAGGCCUGAGCUCUACGGGCACAGCUUCUCAGGGCCGCGGCUCCGAAUCCAACGCGUCCAGAGCCGCAUGGCUGCCAACAGCACCGAGGGCAGCUUCCUGGUCCACGCUGUCGCAGAGCCCCCGGUGCUCUUCUACUUUCGCUCUGCGGCAACCAGCAAAGAACUGCAGCUGCUGGCAGAAGUCUUGGCCUUCGAGGAUCCUCCAAAACAGACUGCUCCUGGGUCGCCUCCGGUGAACAGGAUUUGGCAAAUCUCGCCCAAAGCGAAGGCGAAGCCUAAGGCCAAGGCAGCUCCGAAGCCGAAGCCGAAGCCGAAGCCCAAAGCCAAGGCGAACGCAGCGCCAGGUGGAGCCCCCCAACAAAGUCCAGGGGAGGUGAUGGCCCUGGACCAGCGCGGCUUCAAGCCCUUGGCCGCGCCGCCCGGCGGGCGCGCGGAGUCCUCCUGGCCGCCGCUGGCGGCGAAGUACCCGGGGCCGUUGUUCGGGGACGCAGAGCCGGAGGCGGUGCUGGGCUGGGCGGUGCUGAGUUUCGACCUGGCCACGGAGAGCCGCAGAAGUCAGCGGGGCAAGCUGCGGCCCGGCAAGCUCCGGGAUCACCUCCAAGGCGCCAGCAGUGGUUUCGUGGACUUGCAGCUGAACCAGCUGCUGGCGCACCCCAAGGUUCCGGCCGGAAAGCAGCAGCCCUUCAUUGAGACCGAUUUGCAGGUUGUGCCGCUGGACGAUGCUGCGCGCCGGCUGCUGCCACUGGACUUCCCCGCCGCCACGGAAGCCAUCCGCAUGGGUGGACUAGAGCUGACCGAGGACGCCUCGGGGCUUCAAGUGGACGGGGACCUCUGCCCCAACGUCCUGGCACCAGACACCUUUGUCCGAGGCUUAUUGGUGACCUUCCCAGAUUCGGGCUGGCUGGACAAUGUCAUCCGGUCUUUGCCUGCGCCGGCGGCACCGGGAACGACAGCGUCGGCUGUGCCAGUGGCCUCGGCUCCGUGGCAACUGCUGGAGAUCCAAGCCCUCGUUGGUUCUCACAACACCUUGCGGUGGCUCGACGAGCCGCUGAAAGGACUCUCAGAGGCGAUGGCGGCCCACUACCCGCUGGACGAGUCGGGCCAGACCUGGCGCCUCAAGAUGGAGAAGCUGGAGGACGGCCAGCGCUACUGGUUCGGGGGAGAGGUGCCCUUGGAGUUCGUGUGCCACCCCGACUGCGCUGUUGUGGUGGAGUUGGUGGCGCUUGUCCAAGCACCCAGCGCUACGACCGAGGCCACAGCACCGCUCCUGGGAGCAGAGGCGCAGCAGGGCGUUGUGCGCAAGCAGACGCUGGGCUGGAUGCUGCUGUUGCCCUUCUACCACGCGACAAGUGAGGAGCUCCUGAAAGCGGCCGCCAGCUCUGGGGAGCGCGCCUCUCUCAGCUUCGACGUGGAAUUCUUCGCAGGGCCGGGCUUGUCCCUGCUGGGGGAGGAGGUGUGGCCCACCACGGCGCAGACAAGCCUUACAACCAGGCCAGAGGACAUUGGCAGCCGCCCGGUGCGUCCUGCAGUGCUAGCCAGCCGGCUCCGCGGCAGCUUCCAGCUGUGCGGGGAUCGGGUCGUGCAGUGGUUGCGGCAGCAUAUUCCGCUGCCUCCACCAGAGAUACAGCAGCCGAUGACCCAGCCGUCCACGUCUACACUACAGCCAAUGUUGCCGCGGCAGCCGGUCCCAAUGCCUGCGCAGCCAGUGCAGCCGUCUAUGUUGCAGCCUUUGCAGCCGUUCACUUCCACCUUGCCCAAGGCAGCUGUUGCUGUGCCGACGGUGCGUCAGGAGUUGCCAGAUGCUCGUUUUCCUGGAACCGCUCCCGUUUUCCCGGGCGCGGCCUCUCUGGGCCCAGCUGCGGGGCUUGCAGCUACGGCACCGGUGGUGGAGAAGAUCUACCUGCGGGACCAGGCGGUGCAGAGUGACCCACCGCCCCUGGGCUUCGAGGACAAUCUGAUCGGCGAAGGGGCGCCUCAGAAGAGCCAAGCCGUGGGCACCGCGCCUGCGUCGCGGCCAUUGGGCGCCUUGGACCGCGCCCAUCUGCUGGCCGCUGCGGCUCCCGCGCUGGCCAGCGUGCCGGCCGUUGCGACGUCCGGGCCGCGGAUCCCGUCGACGGCGCCGCCGCAGCCGGCGCCGCCCUCGGCGCCGCCAGGGGAGAGCGUGCCCAAAAGGAGGGAGCUGCGGUGGAAGUUCGAGGAUGAGGACCUCCUGCAGGGGGAUGAGAUCACGCUGGAGUUCCUGAGCUUCCGAAGCUUCUCCGACCUCUCAGGCGAGCGCGUCUACUUCCAGCUCCGUUUCUUCCUCUUCCCCGAGCUGAGGACCGCCGCCUGCGCCCUGACGGCGAAGGCUGGGGAGGCGAGCCUCCUGCGGAGCAGCGUGACCAACGAGCGCCUGGCGGCGGUGUACAGCUCGGACGGCUACUCCGUGGCCUCCACGGCGAAGUCCGCCGCCUUUGUGCACCGCCGCCUCGUGGAGUUCCUCUCCGCACGCACCGUGGAGGUGGAGCUUUGGAGCGCGGACUCAGAGAUGCAGAUCGGCGUUGCCUCAGUGGCACUGGAGUCCUUGGUGCGGCAAGGGCACCAGGUGGCCAAGACGGAACAGGACUUCGCGGUGUUGGAGCCCUUCACCGGGGAGCCCAACGGCACCUUGCGGGUCUUACUGGUGAAUCGCGGCCAGCCGCCCACCUCCUACAAGGAGCUCACCAAACCGCCGCCGCCACCACCAGAGGCGCCCGGCUCGCCGCCGCCGAGCUCCUCGCCCACCCGCAAGAGCCGGCACAAGGUGUCGGCGCUGGCCACGGAGAAUCGGGCGUCGGGCGGCUUAGCGGAGGAGCUAAACCAGCAGAAGCACGAGCGUCUCCGGCAGCUGCGCAUGCUGCGCCAGGACGCGGAUCAUGGCCUCUCGCAGCACGGGGCGAUGCUCGCCGCCGCGGAGUCGCUGCGGCAGGACCGGAAGCGGCAGGAGGUGGCGCGGCGCAUGGACCGCUUCAACACCUCCCAGCUCGCGGUGACCUCGGCCUUCGCCUCGCCCUCCUACUUCACGGUGGAGUUCACCAACCCCUACGGCCAGCAGGCGACCUUCUACGCGCACGUGCUGACAAGGGGCGAGCAGAAGAUCCCAGAGAUCGCGAGCCACGUGCCGCCGCAGCAGCCUUUGCAGGGAGUUUUGCCUGGGCCACCAGAGCAGAACCUUAUGCUCAUCAAGGAUCCGGAGGAGUGGCGGCGUCUGGCUUCAUUGGAGCUGGUGCCCGGUGCUCCCUCAGGGGACUUUGGGCGACUGGCCGCGGCAACCUUCGUGCUGAACCCGCGGGAAACCAUCAGCCUGCCCUUUCGGCACCUCGACUUCAACUUCCCCGGCCUUGACCAGCAGGUGGCUCCGAAAGGCGCCUUGCGACUGGCGGACGUGGCAGCCUUGCUGGGGCCCAACGCCCGGGAGUACAUCGUUGAGGUCGGGCUCCAUCAGGGCCCCGUGCUUCGGCGAGUGGAGGUCUCUGUGGUGCCCCAGCCCAGCGCGGUGGAUCGCAACAUCCGCUUCUUUGAGGCCGAGGGGGCUCCAGUGGAGAAGGCGCUCUCCGUGCCACCGGCCCCCGAGUCGUCUGGCGGUGGCGGCUGCUUUGUCUACUGCACGAACCGCAGUGUACAUGUUCAGCGAAGUCAUCAGGAGGAGGUGACAUUGAGAUUCCUGGCCCCGCAGUCACCCGGUAUGUUCUCUUUCUUUGUGGUCUUCUAUGCGGAUGCGCAUUUCAGCCAAUUGGUGGCCGCGCAGCUGAUCCAAGUGCAGGGUAUGCGCACUGAGCGGAUUCGUCUGGUUGCAGGGCAGAGCAUCGAGCGCUCGAUUUGCUUGGCUCCAGCAGAGGUUCUGGAUGCUGGCACGGUACGCUUGCACUCCUCCAACCCCGAGGUCGUCGCGGUGCAGCAGACGGCCGAGGUGGAUCCUCGCUACGGGGUGAAGUUCACGGUGAUGAUGACGUCCAUGCAGGUCGGCACCAAGAACUGCCGGCUCCACGCCGUGGACCCGGCGAUCCGGCGCCUUGUGGCGGCCAUGCUGAUUGUGAUCGCAGCAGAUCCACCCGAGAUCAAGAUGGUCCACAGCAUCACUCUGCCCGUUCUGACGGCUGUGCGCAAGCGCUUGCUCUACAAGAACGAGGCUGUGCGCCCGCUCAAGUACGCCGUGCGCUGCUCCGAGCCUGCCUUGGUGUCGGUUCAGUCGCCAGAGCUGGUGAUCAACUCCUUGGACACGAGAUGCAUCGAGUUGUUGUUUCAUGCUGUGCCGGCCACGCUGUCCUACAGCGCGGAGGUCUUCCUUUUCAUUACCUCCGAUGAUCGUGCCAUCUCUGAGACGAGAUUGCUUCAGCUGUCGUACACCUGA